Nasonia vitripennis (jewel wasp) is the source of this 580-nucleotide messenger RNA. RefSeq lists its product as uncharacterized. The record is from RefSeq and is a predicted model, not a curated record. NCBI's taxonomy places the organism in Eukaryota, Metazoa, Arthropoda, Insecta, Hymenoptera, Pteromalidae. The transcript is spliced from 3 exons. Bases 3 to 305 code for a protein of 100 amino acids.
AAAUGGGUAAAUUUCAUGAAAAUUGGGAUGGUUUCAUCCCUCUAAGAGAUUCGAAUAAUAAAGUCUGCGGUGCUGAGUGCCAAGGAUGUAAGAAGAGAUUGGUUAAAAGAGACUCUGACACUCUUCUUAAUCACAAGAAUUAUUGUAAGCGGACAAAAAAUGUGGAAGCCUUGCAAACACGUGAUGUAAAUGUUCAAUCAAGUGAUUCAAAUGCAUUGCUGCCACGUUCAGAACCUGUAGAUGAUUCACAAGAAGUUGAAACAUCUAAUAGGACAUCACUUUAUGCAUUUAAGCUUAUCACAUGAUAUGAUGAUGCAAUUUUUCGAAGAGGCUUUAGCCAAUGAGGCAUUUGAAAUUCUAGGAGAUUAUUUAGAUAAAGGUGGAGCAUUCAAGCGUCUAUUUGAAAAAAAUUCGACUUUCUGUUCUGAAAGGUUUUGGCACAUAGCCAAAGUUUACUGUAAAAAAGAAUUACCUAAUUUUGCCUUGAAUAUUUUAAAUAUCGCAGCUAUACCAAGAAAAAUCAACAUGAAUAAGUUUUUAAAAUUAAGAUCUGAUUUAGUUGAUAAUGCGUCUGAAGAUC